UUCACUUCAAAGAGUAAACAUAUAACUCAUCUAUACUGGGAACGCAGACGCGUGUAGCUAAAAGUAACGUCGGUGUUGGAUAAAUAAAAAAUGAAGGUGGUAACGUGUGAGAUUGCAUGGCACAACAAGGAGCCAGUCUACAGUCUGGACUUCCAGCACAGCUCAGAUGGACGCAUUCAUCGGCUGGCCACAGCUGGAGUGGACACCACAGUCAGGCUGUGGCGGGUAGACACAGACUCAGACGGGAAGGCGGUGGUGGAGUUUCUGUCUAAUCUGGCGAGACAUACUAAAGCUGUAAACGUAGUGCGCUUUAGCCCCAGUGGAGAACUGCUUGCCUCAGGAGGAGAUGAUGCAGCGAUUCUGCUUUGGAAGCUCAAUGACUCUAAGGAGCCGGAGCAGGCGCCCGUUUUCCAGGAGGACGAAGACGCUCAGCUCAAUAAGGAGAGCUGGUCUGUGGUCAAGACUUUAAGGGGACACAUAGAGGACGUUUAUGACAUCUGCUGGACACGAGAUGGAAACUUUAUGGUGUCUGGGUCUGUGGACAACACCGCCAUUAUGUGGGACGUCAACAAAGGGCAGAAGCUGUGUAUCUUGAACGACCAUAAGAGCUACGUGCAGGGGGUGACCUGGGACCCUCUGGGGCAGUAUGUGGCCACUCUGAGCUGUGACAGAGUGAUGCGUGUGUACAGCACUCACACCAAGAAGAAAGCUUUCUGUAUCAGUAAAAUGAGCUCUGGGCCGCUUGCAGAGGGAGAGGUCAAGCAGUACAGGAUGUUCCACGAUGACAGCAUGAGGUCGUUUUUCCGCCGUCUGUCAUUCACACCGGAUGGGUCUUUCUUGCUCGCUCCAGCCGGAUGUGUGGAGAUUGAUGAAAAUAUCAUAAAUACCACCUAUAUCUUCUCAAGGAAGGGCCUCAAGAGGCCUAUCGCCCACCUGCCGUGUCCAACUAAAGCUACACUGGCUGUGCGCUGCUGCCCCGUCUACUUUGAACUGAGAACCAAGAAAGCAGAAGAUGGUUCUGUUCAGGCUCUUCCCAACAUAUUCCAGCUGCCGUACCGCAUGGUGUUUGCUGUGGCAUCUGAGGACUCCAUCUUCCUGUAUGACACGCAGCAGACGCUUCCUUUCGGCCUGGUGUCCAACAUCCACUACCACACACUCAGCGAUCUCACAUGGUCCCGUGACGGUUCCUUCCUGGCUGUGUCCUCCACAGACGGCUACUGCUCCUUCCUCUCCUUCUCCCCUGGGGAGCUGGGCACUCCGCUGAAGGAGCCCCCCGCCCUUGAAAUCUUUGCCCCAAGCAGUGGUGCUGAGAAAAAAGGCAAGAAGUCAACAGCGGCCAAAACCUCAUCUCCUGUCACGCAGCCGCAGAGCUCAGCCCCGACUCCCACAUCACAAACUAGCCAGGGCAAAGACGCCCCCUCAGUCACGCCUCCAGAGGAGAAGAAGAGCACCCCGAACGCCAAGUCGAAACCUCAGCCCCGUAGGAUCACCCUCAACACCCUGGAGGGCUGGGGGAAACCCUCUACCCCUAAAACCACAGCUCCUUCUGCACCUCAGACCCCAACACCUGCAAGCACAAGCACACCCUCUACUCCCCAACCUCGCAUCACCCCCCUCACCCCAACGAGCCCCUCCACCGCCCAGCCACGCAUCACCCCCCUCACUCCCUCCACCCCCAAAACACUCAGCAGUGCUAAUAAUGCUGGUUCCACCACUCCUAAAGGUACAGCCACCCCAAAGGGACCCACACCAAGGAGAGUGUCUCUGACUCCUGUUGCAUCCCGAUCUCCGGCUGUCAGUUCACUUUUCCGCACUCCCUCCUCCACUGAGAAGGCCAAACAUGAACGUCCGUCUCCUCCCACUGAUCCAGUGUGCCAGCCUCCAGAGUCCAAACGGCCCAAGACCAGUGAGCCCCAGUCAAAGACCAGCGCUCAGAGUUAGUGUCCACUGGGAACAGUGUGGUGGUAUAAAAUCAGAAAAAAUACAAACU
This is a messenger RNA of Plectropomus leopardus (leopard coralgrouper), 1990 nucleotides long. RefSeq names its product chromatin assembly factor 1, subunit B (gene chaf1b). Gene Ontology annotation, biological process: nucleosome assembly; DNA replication-dependent chromatin assembly. Gene Ontology annotation, cellular component: CAF-1 complex; nucleus. NCBI's taxonomy places the organism in Eukaryota, Metazoa, Chordata, Actinopteri, Perciformes, Serranidae. Gene Ontology annotation, molecular function: protein binding. The record is from RefSeq and is a predicted model, not a curated record.